AUGCGGAACCUUAUUGGGAGAGACUACACUGAAACACACUAUACUGAAGAUGGCAAACGGGUGACAACAUCACCAAAACAAGAUCACUGCUACUAUCAUGGUCACAUCGAAGGCGUGGACGACUCCUCGGUGAGCGUGGGGAUUUGUUCUGGCAUGAGUGGCUUCCUGAGAGCCCGGCAGCAGGUUUACCUGAUCGAGCCUCUGGGGCAGACGGACGAUGGCGAUCAUAACAUCCGCGUCCUGCUGGUGGGGUUGGAGAUUUGGUCGAACAAAGACCUCAUCGACGUCAGCCACAGUUCAGAAGCCACGCUGGACAAGUUCCUGGCGUGGCGUCAGGACGACCUCCUGCUGAGGGUGAAGCACGACAACGCCCAGUUUGUGACCUGGAGAGAUUUUGACGGAGACACAGUCGGACUGGCAAAUAAGUUCGCCAUGUGCACCGGAACCUCGGGAGGCGUGAAUCAGGAUCACAACGAAAACCCAAUAGGCCUCGCCUCCACUAUCGCCCAUGAGAUGGGACAUAACUUUGGCCUUUCCCACGACGCCCCAGACUGCACGUGCGGUUCCACUUCCAGCGGGACAGAUUGUGUCAUGGCAGAAAAGCUCAGGGCAGGAAAUCAAAUGUUCCCGGAGUUGUUCAGCAGCUGCAGUCUUUCUCAGCUCGCUGAAUUCCUGGAGCGAGCUCAGCCCAGCUGCCUGCAAAAGCCCACCUCCUCCAGGAUCAUCGCCGUGGGCCCCCGCUGCGGCAACGCCAUAGUGGACCCCGGAGAGGAGUGCGACUGUGGCACGGUGAAGGAAUGCACCAAUCCCUGCUGCGAUGCCUCGACUUGUCGGUUGACUGCAGGAUCCCAGUGUGCUCACGGACAGUGCUGUGAGAAGUGUCAGUUGAAGUCAUCACGGAGCGUGUGCAGGCAGUCAGCCGGGAACUGCGACCUGCCCGAGUUCUGCACCGGACUGUCGUCGGAUUGUCCCGAAGACAGCUUCGAGAUGAACGGCAAGCCCUGCUACAAAACGCUCCAGGGCAGCGGCACUGUCCAGGGAUACUGCUACAACGGCCAGUGUCCCACCCGGGAGCAUCACUGCUGGAGGCUUUUUGGACCAGGGGCCCAGGUGGCACCAGAUUUAUGUUUCAACCUGAACCAGCGUGGCGAGGAAGGCGCUAACUGCGGGAAGAACAAAUUCGGCUUCAUUCGUUGUGCUCCACAGGAUGUUAAGUGCGGAUCGAUGUUUUGUGAGGAAGGAGGCGAGUCUAUCACAGGGAAACGGGCGAGCUACAACACAAUGUACGUCAAAGAGUGCAAACUCGCCGUGGACGACGAUAAGAUGAGAAACCUGGACAUGGUGCCGAGUGGCACGAAAUGUGCGCCGGAUAAGGUUUGCCUCAAUAACAGAUGUGUGGAUGUGUCAGCCUACGGGAAGAGGGAGGACUGUGCAAAGAAGUGCAACAACAACGGGGUGUGUAAUCACAGGAACGAGUGCCACUGUAACCCCGGCUGGGCUCCUCCCAAAUGCAACGUCCAGUACGCGGAUUUACCUCAAGAUCAGGUUGGGCUGAUAGCCGGUGUGUGCGCAGCAGUCUCCAUCCUGCUGGUUGUCACUCUGCUGAUUGCUGGGCUGAUGUGCUGUAAGAAGGACGACAUGGAGCGCUACAUCGCUACAAGGAAAGUGCAUUCAGCUGGAGGGAAGCUGAACCCGUCGUUCCAAGAAGGAAGUGGUAAAGAAAGACCUCAGAUCAGUCAGCCCACCUUCAUGGAGACCACAGCGAAACAGGCCUGCACCCCUCUGAUGGGUCGAGUGACCCCCUGCAGACCCGCCCCACAGCCACCGCUGAAACCGUCGUCGUCGUCAGUCACGUCGGAAACUGAGCCGAUGAAACCUCUACCUCCAUCUAAACCUUUACCGCCUCUGAAUAAAACACAGGUGAGCGCCAAAGCUUUUCCCCAGGACUUUAUAUAA
Messenger RNA from Neolamprologus brichardi, 1956 nucleotides. NCBI's taxonomy places the organism in Eukaryota, Metazoa, Chordata, Actinopteri, Cichliformes, Cichlidae. The record is from RefSeq and is a predicted model, not a curated record.